This is a messenger RNA of Pseudocercospora fijiensis CIRAD86, 1758 nucleotides long. RefSeq lists its product as uncharacterized. NCBI's taxonomy places the organism in Eukaryota, Fungi, Ascomycota, Dothideomycetes, Mycosphaerellales, Mycosphaerellaceae. Bases 1 to 1758 code for a protein of 585 amino acids. Gene Ontology annotation, molecular function: protein binding; chromatin binding. The transcript has 5 exons. Gene Ontology annotation, cellular component: cohesin complex; synaptonemal complex. Gene Ontology annotation, biological process: mitotic sister chromatid cohesion; synaptonemal complex assembly; replication-born double-strand break repair via sister chromatid exchange. The record is from RefSeq and is a predicted model, not a curated record.
AUGUUCUACAGCGCUGAAGUUCUUACCAGCCGCAAGUAUGGCGUGGCAACAGUUUGGUACGGUGUGACGCGUGUCUACGCGCAGCAGUGCGUCUAUGUCUUAAGCGAUGCAGAGUCUGCGCGCAAUAAUAUGCGCGCUAUGCUCCGAGUGGUGCAUCAGGCUGAGCUUGAGAAGGAAGGAGUGAACAAAAGCCGCGUGGAGCAACUCGUAUUACAAGAUGACCCGAACUUCUUGCCAGGACUGGAUCUUAUGCCACAGGACUUGGAGGAUCUCGACCUUCGCAUCGACCUCAACGACACACAGAUGAGCAUUACGCCCGGAAGCUUACGGUCGCACCGCAACAAUGGCUCGCAGCAAAGCAUCGGUGGACUGAACCUGCCACCUUCGCACAGCUCCCCCAUUGGCGAUGCAAUGGGAGGUCGCGAUAUAUUCAGCCUUCGCGGCCACUCUGGUCCGGGCAGUGGUUUGAGAUCCGCGCCAAAGCUGCUCGAGGACGAUGAUCUGGGCCUUGACCUUGGAGUUGAGACUGUGCGCCAACGGAUGACACCGUCUGGCAAGCUCCUUUCAACUUCUGAUGUUGCAAACGACGCAGGAGAUAAUGGUGCGCCUGAUCAGCCAAUGCUUGAUGAAUCCAUGAACAGCAACAAUGAUGAGAAUAAUCUCGACACAGUCUUUGCAGACACAGCUGCGUUCAACAACGGCGGAGACCAGGAUGCAGGCAACAGCGAAUCAGCCAGCGCAAUGGCAGCUGUGCGCAAGGAUGGAAAAGCACGCACGAAGAAAAUCACUGCAAUGGACAAGCAUACCACACUACACAACUCCGAACUCGCCGAGUGGAGUCGCAACUACGUGUCAAACAUGCUCAAGGAGGGCCAAGGCAAGGAGACCGCUCGCCUCAACCGUAUCGCCAAGAAGAAUGCCGAGCACUGGGUUCUGGAAGCUGGUCUAAUUUUCGGUCAAGGCCUGCGUGGACCUCUCGACAUGUUCUCCGGUGCAGCCCUUAUUGAAGUCUUCACGGGCAUGGAGCCUAACAAUGGCAAGAAGCGAAAUCUCGAUGACCCGGAAACGGCAAGCAGUAGUCCCAAGCGCUCCCGAAUCAGUGGUCCGUACUUGGAUGAAAUUGGUGCCGGCGAGAUUGUUCGAUACGAUAACGAUGACGUCCAAACGAACCUUGACAGCGAUCAGGAAAUCGAACACGGGCGAGAAGCUCCUACUCCUCUCGGAGAUCGCCAAAAUUCUAGCAUCUUUCCGUGGAACAGCCAGGGCGGCAUCAAAGAUUCUCGCGGUGGGGGUCUUCCAACUUCAGUCUCAUUUGGUGGUGCGGCACUCGACCUUGUACAUUCCCGCCGCGGCAGUCGGUUUACAUCAGCAUCGCCACUACUCGGUCGCGGCAUCAAUCCUGACGAGGUCAACUUCCAGCUCUCAGAGAUCCAUUUGUCCGGCGAGGAUGAAUUCGAACUUUACGGCGCAGCAGCAGUCGUCGACACUCAGAAAGCGGCAGAGUCUCAGUGGCAGCGUGCCGCCUUGACCGGGGAAGCAUCGAAUUUCCUGGACUUUGUGCAGAGUGCUAUCGACCGUGAGGAUGAUGGUAUGCGUAGUGGCAUUGCAUUCGAGACACUGCUGCCACCGGCGAACAAUACUUACAUUGUGGCGGCCCAAGCUUUACUGCAUAUUCUGAGCCUGGGAUCUAAGGGAAUAUUGGAGAUUGAGCAGCGCGAGCAUUUCGACGAAAUCUGGCUUAAGACUACGGCGAUAUAA